Messenger RNA from Babesia sp. Xinjiang, 8352 nucleotides. It is a transcript of the gene ctdnep1, whose product is annotated as CTD nuclear envelope phosphatase 1. NCBI's taxonomy places the organism in Eukaryota, Apicomplexa, Aconoidasida, Piroplasmida, Babesiidae. Bases 1 to 8352 code for a protein of 2783 amino acids. The transcript is spliced from 5 exons. Gene Ontology annotation, molecular function: phosphoprotein phosphatase activity. The record is from RefSeq and is a predicted model, not a curated record.
AUGUCAAGAUAUCGUCGUUUCGGUUGGGUUCUUGCACUGAUAUAUGGCGCAGCAUGCGCAUCGACGGUUGCUACUGCUGUAGCUUCUAGUAACAAUGUCACUGGGUUAAAGGGUAGUAUGGAAGGUUUCCUCGAGUUGUACGAGAAUGUUGACGAUUCUGAACUUCCUACAAGCUUCAUGGAAGUCGCUAGUGGGACUCCUCGACUUGUAGAGGCUGCCCAUCCUCUGGCCCAGCAGGAGCGCAUGCCACGCGGUGCUGGCAUGUUCAAACCUCGUAAGAAAUUUACAUUCCGGAACGUUUCUCUAUACUUGGCUGAUAACCACCUGGAUGUUCGUGAUGCCAAUGGGAUUAUCCUCGGUCGUUUCACCAUGAACCAAGAUGACGAGUAUACGAUGUCUUUGUUGAGUACUCUUAACCAGCGUCACACCGCCAAGUGUGACGUGAAAUGGGUACCCACCGUAAAAGACAGUGAUAAGAGCAGCGGUGAGAUAAAGUUUGAGUGCAAAAGUAAGCUGCCUGCCGUGGGUUACACUGGGCAAAUCCCUAUUGCUGUUGAAGUUACUGGUUUGACAAAGGACCGUGUUCAGAGGAUUUACCUCAACACUGAUGGUUACUAUUUCCGCCGUGAUUUUGAGAACUUGGAUCAGCUACGUCAUUCUAUUCUGUUGGCUCUCGGUAUAGACCUUGACCAUAAGAUAAGAAUUGCCAAGGUUAACGGCCACCGUUAUCCUGAUGAUGACGCUACAUACCAGGCAAUAAUGAAGCAUGUUGAGCGUGGUGGUGACACUGUAAAGCUUACAGUUGAGCCUAUGAUUCGUGUGAAAGCCAAUGUGCAGGAGCCUUACUCGUCUACUGCCGAGAACUUUAACAAGGAAGUUGGUAACAUUUCCAUCAACGACUACAUGAAGAUGCUCAAGGACACUAAGCGUCUCAUGCAGAUGGCUAAUGAUAACCUUGGUGAAGAUGCCAACGGUUUCACACUUGUUGGUAUAAAUGACCUUCAUGAGGGUUCUAAAGGUUUCAACGGUAGGCGUCCAUACAAGAUGCCUGUUGAGAUUGACGAGAAGUUGACGUUUAUGCCGGAUGUUACUGUCCGUUUUCAUUAUCUUGAUACUGACGUUGGUACUAUGUCAUUCCCCGUCCACACAUUGGUUUCUACUGUGAUUAACAAGGGUCGUGACCUAGUGAAAAAGAACCGUGGUGGAAAGGAUAAGAACGCAUACCGUUUAUAUGCAUAUGCAUUGCCUGGUUGUCCUCUUGAGGAAGGUGAUGUGUAUAAUAUGAUGAAGCUUCGGAAGAAUUUGACAAUUGCACAACUACCAUUCAGCGAGACAUGUUUCAACCGUCGUACACACAUCAUCAACUUCUUCUAUCUCAACAACAAGCCUGCCAACUAUGUUUUCGAUGUUGAAUUGACCAACCCUGAUGGUUCCCGCACUAAGCCUCACCGUUUAACUGUUAAGUAUGUGAACGACGCAGAUCUGUCAACAUUGAAGGAUGCGAUUGUCCGUGAAUUUGAGAAAGAGGGUUACAUGGUUGCUCCUGAAGACUUGACUUUUGUGAACGUUAUCCGUUCUGACGGUGGUAGCUUGUCUGAUAAUACUCCCAUAUCUAAGCUUGCUGAUAUUCCUAAGGAGCAGAUGUUGGGUCACGUUUCCCAUUUGAACUUGUCAGCGCAUCCUCACCUGAUGGGUUACUUUACCGAAUCUGGUGGUAAGCACGACACUUUUGAUAUUAACCUUCCUACAACUCGUCCUUCUGCUGCCGACAUUCGUGAUGCUUUUGAGAAGGAGUUACAUUUGCGUAACCUUUUGAAACCCGAGGAGACUCUUCACACGUCGCUUCGGUUUCACCCUUUGGACGGCAAGCAUAAGAUUCGUAUGAAUUUGUUUGUGAACCCCGAUGAUGAAGGACAUUUCCCAACUGGUACUAAACUGCGUGGUAUGGCUGCAGAGGCAGAUUCGCGUUACGAGAUCCCUAUAAGUUUCACGAAUGAUGAUGGUAAAGUGCAUCGUUUCACGGUCCACAUACCAUACGGUGCCACUGAGCAGCAAAUGGAAGAUUUGAUUGCUGAUGAGAUUGAGCGUCGUAAGUAUGGUGACCGUCCUCAUGAGAUGUAUAUUCGUAUGAAAGGUAGGGACGAUGAUGGUUUGGGUGGUCUUUGGGAUGGCGAGUUUAAUAAAGACAUGGAAUUCAAUGUGGAACCCGCUCGUCGUAUCGAUAUCGGUGGUGUUAUUGACGACUUUCCGACCAAGAUCUCGAUUAAGAUUCAUCCACAUGAAUCUCGUGACGAGCUUGAGCGUGCAAUUCGUCGUAACUUGAUGCGUGAUCCUGUACUUGAACCCCGUUUCCGUGAUAAUCCUAACCACAUCAAUGACGUGUCUACAUUGAUCAUUAAUGAAGGCGGUGUUCCUUACAGUGACGAUGACUUCAAAUCUCAUGACAUCUAUGACAACAUUCGCAAGGUACGUAUUGGUGUAUCCGAUCACCCUUUGACCCUGUCAUGGAGGGACCCGAUGAGUGGUAACGAGCACAAGUUUUGUUUCAGUCGUGCGGGUGACGUGUGUCGUGGUGUACCUGUUGAGAUUUUGGCUAGGAUGAACAUUCAACAAUUAUCUGAGGUUUUGCGCGGUGCCAUCCGUUCUGAUAACCGUGAGCUACACGAAUCCAUUGAGUCACUUCCGCGUAAGAACAGCAACUUUACAUCUACUAUGAAGCUUGACAGUGUUAUUUUGGUUGGUGGUCAGCGUGUUGCUACUCCUGAUAUUAAGUUGAGUGAUCCUGUUGCGAUGGUCGAGCAUUUGUACGGUACCAAGUUAUCGCACGUUGCUUCAUUGGUAUUUUCACUAAUGACCCACCAAGAGCAGCAGAAAGAGCAGCAGAAAUUGAACGGUAAUCAGCAACGUAUCCGUUUAUCGUUGAACAAACGUGGCGAUGAGCCGGAAUCUCAUGUAGUGACAACUGAUGACUUGGGUCCUUCCGAGUUACGGCAUGUUAUCAACAAGUACUUCCGCGGCGUUGACGACGGUUCACAAAUGGACGGCAUGACUAUUAACGGCGAGAACUACACUGGUCAGCCACUUUCUUAUUUCUUGAAUAAGAUGAAUGACAAGAGCAUCCCUUUGAAGGUUGAAUUCGGUGUUUCUAACGAUGCUAAGCACGGUUCCGUACCUUUGAUGAACGUGAAAAUUCAACCGAAGUACAACGAGACUUUACGUUCAUAUUUCGAACGUGCAUCAGAUGAGCCAGGUGACUUCGGUUUAUCUCCGUUACAUGCUUACGGCGUUGAAUGUUUGAAUGAGAAGGGCGAGCGUAUCCAUGUAGAAGGUAUCCUCGAUUUACCGUUGAGUGCCUUGGGUAUGUGUAAAGAAUUGAGAGUUCAUCCUAGGGAACAAGGGCGCUCUCAGAGCCCUGGCCGUGUCUUUGCGGUGAACCCCGAUGAGAAGAUGGAGCUGCAUACUUCCAUUACUUUAGAUGAGAACAAAGAUAGCACUAGCAAUUUGAAUCGUCAGCUUCGCAACUUUUUGAUGGAUCUUCCUGAGGAUGAGUUGGACCACGUGACUAUAAUGAUCGAUGACAAGCCUAUGAAAUGUUCAGUUUCAUCAUUACGUGAGGCAUAUUUCGUCCGCAACUUGACUCUUGACAUGUUGCUUUCGAUGUGUAAUAUGGAUUCUCGAAAGGCUCAACCUAGUGUAUUCAAGAUUCACUUGGAACCUGGUUCUGAAAAAUCUAAGGGCGGUGAUUCUCGUCGUUCUCCCGUGUCAAAUGAUGGUACGCCUUUGUGCCACUUCACACUGCACAAAGGACCUCACGAUGUUGGUGUAUCUUCCACAGUGCCAAUAACCUUGGGUUCUCUGAAAUCUCCAUUGAAGGACUUUAACGGGAAACUUUUGGCUAUGUUUGGUGACACUAUAUCUCACAUUACUGAUGUUCGUCUAUCUGUUGUCCGCAACGGAGAGAUAUCGCCUUGCAGCCGUAAUGGAAAGAUGAAGAAUUUGUCUGAUUUCCAGAAGGUACCUUUACAGGUGAUCUUCCAGAUGUGUGGUAUUCCUAUUGGAAUCCCUGAGGCUAACACGUACUACCACUUCCGCUUGACCAUCCCAUUCGGUGAGGAUAUGACUUACUCUUCUGGUGCUGGUAUGGGCGGUAGUGUACCUGUCGAGAUGAUGUAUAAGGAUGAUGACGAAUAUUCUUCGAUCCAUUAUGACGAAGACCUUCGUGCUCCGCUUCAUGACUUUUUGGUAAACCAACCUGACCUUGACCGUAACCACAUGGAUCGUUAUUUGUUGCGUGUAAAGGGUGAGAAUCCUGGAAGUGAAUCUGUAGAACGCACGUUCAAGCUUAACCACUUGCCAUCUGAUAUGUCGUUGUCUAGUAUCUUCCCUCAUACGCCAAUGAGUAACAUUGUGUUCAAUAUUGAAGACACUGCUGACCCAUACAAUUCCGCUGGCGGUUGGAAGACUGGUAUGUCUUACCCAGCUAAUGACUACCGUAACAAUUUCGAUGCGAUUAAACGUCAGAUGAUAUUGAAUUUGAAGGCUAUGCACGGUAACAAGUUAUCUAAAUUGAAUGGUUAUAACGUGACGGUGUCUAUCAACGGUCAGAAGCAUCAAUGCAACAUCAAGAGCCUUCCUGACCUUGAGCGUAUGACUUUCGAAGAGUUCACUCGUUCGUGUGUGAACAUUGAGAACGUUCAGAACAAUCCGUUGAUUGACUUUAACGUUGGUUACGAGAGCGGUCGUGGUGAUCCUGAGAUUAACUUGAACUGCAUCUGUGGUGACUAUGACAACGUCCAGCAGUUGCAUCUCAAGCCUGGUGAUGCCAUCCCGCAAGCUGUGAUAGACAAGCUUACUAAGAAGUACACAGCUACAGGUUUACCUAAUGUUCAAUGGGGUAUUAUGAUCAACGGUAUGCCCGGCAAUUGUCACCUGGACGAUAUCACUACUCCAUUUUUCCUCUCUGAUUUAUUGGAAAGCUGUGGUGUGGAUGGCAUCCAUUCACGUCAUUUUGACAUUACUCUUCACGAUUUUGCUGUAGACAGGGACUAUGCUGCUUUGUUGGCAGAUGGCGAUAAGGGUAAAGGUAAAGAGGAGGGUGUUAAAGGUGGUGUAAAUGUGAAUGUGCAAGGUACAUCUGGUGCUGGUUUUUCUCCAUUGAUGUCUCCUACCACUCAUAUUUUACAUCCAUCAUCUGAGUUUUCUAACGUCCACCCUAACGUUUUCGUCAACAUGCCACAACAGUACAACGGCCCGAACAUCAAUAUGGACAACCGCAAGAGUUUGAACGAUUACGUGCAUGAGAUUGUGAUGGAUGAAGACCGUUCUGAUCCUGGCGUACCUAUAAAUGUCCAGAUCAACACGAAUGGUCAUCGUUACAAUAUGAAUGAUAUUCCUAUGGAUGACCUCAACUAUCCAUCUGGUUACUUGAAUGGUAACGUUUCUAUUAACGUUCGUCCGGAUCCAAGUGGUAGUCUGCCUGGUACUAUUCGUACCUUCCACUUACCUGCGACGGAUAAACCUCUUUCAUCGUAUCUCACUUUGCUUCGCAAUCGUAUCCCUGACAUGGAAAACAAGCGUUUGACCUUGGUUGGUCCCAAAUCUAUGCUUGAUGAAGACCGUAUUCCGUUGAAUCUUCUUAACAAGCCUAUGAAUGAGUUACGUAAAUUAGGAUUUGUUGUAUCUCUGGUUAACUCUCCUAAGGAUAUGAAUCCUUCUGGCGCUGUUACGGUUAACAUCUUGUCGCGUGACGGUUUCAAUAGCAGUGCUAACAUAAGUGACUUGCAAGAGCCAUUACGUGAUGUGUUUGCAAAGAUUGGUGCGAAUAAUGUGGAUCUUCAUUCACUUGCUGGAGCACGAUUCAAGGUUGUCAUUGACGGUAUAGAGAAGACUUGUGACCUUCCUAGUCUUGAUCGUUUGUUGACAUCUGUUUCUAUGCAGGAUAUUUUAUCUAGUUGUGGUAUUCGUGACUUGAACCACUCGCAUUCGUUCACAUUGUACUUCGAUAGUCUUUUGGGUGGUGAGAGCGGUGACCACCGUUCGCCUAUAAAGUUUGAAGUGGAUUUGGACAACAAUGUGGAUAGUUCUAAGAACGUUGACUUUUCUUCAGAUGUUGAUUUGAGUGGCGGUGCUCUUGACUUUUUGAAAUCCAAGCCGAACAGUCAUAUUUUCUUUGACAUGGAGGGUAAGGGUUUCCGUGAGUUUGUGGAGGUUGACACUGAGAAGUUCCGUAAAUUGUUGAAAUCUCACCCUAACGUGGUAGACCUUCUUCUUCGUAUGGGUAUCCCUCAAGAACAUCUUGGUGGCGUGGACUGUUUGAAGAUUAUUCUGUCGACCCUGUCCCAUGUGCUCCAGGGUCACCAGCAAUACAGCGUGAACAAUGGCACAUCUGAUGAGGGUUUCAAUUUGGAUGAUCCUAUAAGCAAGCAUAAAUCUAUUGUUGAUGUUGCUACUGUUUUGAAGGAGCAUCCUGAGCAGGAUGUCACAGUUUCUGUUAGUCUUUCCAACGGUAACACGAAAGAGUUCGUUGUUCCUAACCGUGAGUUUUUACACGCUUUGAAUGGCGGUUUGAGCUUUAAGACCGUUGCCUUAUGGGGAUUAUCGCAAUCAGAAGCUGAUCAGAUUACGAAUAUUCAUUUCAACACGGCACCUUUUGGUGGUCUUCCUGAUGAGUUGCCUGAGGAGGUUUUACCUAAAGAGAGCGCUUCAUCAUCUCCUGUGAAAAAAGGCCCCCCUAAGGCUAUGAACGAGAAGAACUCUGAGGGCGUUGCUUCAGAAGGAGUACCGAAACAGUCUGGUUCUGAAGGACGUCGCAGAUCGCUUAAUGCUGGUACUAUAACACCGGAUACGUUAUUACGUGAUGUUGGUGUGAUAUCUAAGGCUAUUCAAGAGCAUGAUCGUAAUGUGAAGUUUGUUGUAGGUCUUCAUGGAGGUCAUAAAUUGGAGAUUUUGGUGAAGGGUUCUAUGUUGAAGGGCGACACGGAGAACGGUUCUAAGAUAACUGAUUUGUUAUCUAAGUUCUUAAAGUCUGAAGACAUGUCUGAUAUCGCAUCUAUAUCUGUUCAAUUGGUAUCUGAGAGUCGUCGAUUCUUUGUUCCAUUGAAGAACCACGAUCCUGUUGUUAUGCCUAUAAUGGCUGCUGACUAUCCUCAGGAUUGUGAGAUUCAAGAGUUCAAGAACCCCUGGAACCCACCAGACGCUGUAUACCGUCGUCUAACUCUGGAGAAGGCUAUUGAGGGUUACCGCGACCAUUACAAGGUGCAAGGGAUGGAUGUGAAGGCCGCGUAUUUGCUUCGUAAAGAGGCUGGUAACAACAUUUCUGCUGAGUUGUUAUUCGACGAGUCUCAUCCUGCUACUAAGGAUGUAUUAGGUAGUAACAUCGGUAAGAGUAUUGAGAGUGGCAGCACUCUUUUCCUGAGGUUCAAAUCGUCAGGUGUAAUGGGACUCUUUGAUUACGUUUCUAGCGCUUUCGCGGUGUUUGUCGAGGUGAACUACUAUGUGAUUGGCGCUGGCGUUACUUAUAUAAUUGUAAAAUUGGUUGAGUUUCAACUGUUCAAAAGUCAGACAUCUUACGAUGAGCUCUUUGCUAAGCGUGUGAAACCAGCGUAUACUCUAGUUCUCGACCUCGAUGACACAAUUCUUCAUUCCGUGAGGACUCCGGGUAACAAUACUACGUCAUCUGUGGCGCUUACUAUGGGUAAGCGUGUCCUUAAUUUUGUGGUAUAUAAGCGUCCUCAUUUGGACACAUUCCUCAUGGAGAUGCGUAAGAUAUACGAGAUUGUGUUAUACAGUACAUCUAAGCAGUCUUAUGUCGAUGCUUGUCUGAACGACGCAUGCGUGAACCAUUUAUUUGAUCGUAAACUUUAUCGCAACGAUUGUUCCGUCGGCAGUGACGGUAGUUAUAUAAAGGAUUUGUCUAAGGUCAGUAGUGACAUGUCUAAGGUUGUCUUACUGCACAACCCUUUGCACGAGGGAUUUCAGUUUUUACCCAAUGUGGUACCAAUAGACAACUGGUUCGGCGGUCAAUCUGAUACUGCCUUGCUGGAUGUGAUGCCAUUUUUGGAAGCAUUGAUUCAUGUUGAUGAUGUGCGUCAAAUUUUGGAGCUGCGUUGUAAUGACCCAAGGGCCUAUGGUUCUGCUUUGAAUUUCAGGUUACAGGACUAUGUUGAUAGCCCUGCGGUAACUCCGAGAGAUGUUAUGCCCACGGAUAUAUCAAGAGAGCCUGAUAACUGGGAUACAAUUGGUGCUCGUUUGACAAGUCGUGUGAAGCAAAUCUUUGACACGGUGGGUUCUGAGACCGAGCUUCCCAAUCAGUUACGGUUGGGUGAAGUUGCAGAGGGCGUGUUUAAUAAUUGA